This is a messenger RNA of Arachis ipaensis, 1989 nucleotides long. RefSeq lists its product as uncharacterized. Gene Ontology annotation, biological process: proteolysis. Gene Ontology annotation, molecular function: aspartic-type endopeptidase activity. Lineage: Eukaryota; Viridiplantae; Streptophyta; Magnoliopsida; Fabales; Fabaceae. The record is from RefSeq and is a predicted model, not a curated record.
AUGUGUAGGCAUUUGCUGGAGAAUCUCAGACACAGGGUUCAGAACUUGGAGCGGGAGUUGGCGGCAAGGGACCAAUCCCAGGGAAACGCUGGCCGCUCGCACGGCGGCGCUAGCCAAUCCCACGCCCGCACCCACUCCCCCUCCCAUGUACACAACAGCCAAGCAAGAAGCCUAAUAAGGCGCGAAGAGACACACACACAAGCGACCUCCAGACCCAACCGAAGCAAGUCGGAAGGCCGUUGGGGGUCCCAGAAAGAGGAAGACCGUAAUCCAGAAAACCCCAUCAUCAUAGGGGCAACCCCUUGUCAUCCCUCAAUCCUCAAGGUCCGGCUCCCGAGAAACUUCGACAAGCCAAUGGACAUGAGGUAUGAUGGGACCAAGGAUCCCCAGGAACAUGUCACGGCUUUCGAAGCAAGAAUGAAUUUGGAAGGAGUAGGCGACGCAGUCAGAUGCCGGGCGUUUCCCGUAACACCGGCCGGCCCGGCAAUCCGGUGGUUCAACACUCUCCCACAAGGUUCCAUCACGACUUUCGCAGACAUCUCCCAGAAGUUCCUAGCACGGUUCACGACGCGCAUAGCAAAGGCGAAACACCUGAUCAACCUGUUAGGGGUCACCCAGAAACCCGGCGAGCCGACCAGGAAGUUCCUGGAUAGGUUUAACAACGAAUGCCUGGAAAUCGACGGCCUCACGGACUCGGUCGCUAGCCUAUGCCUAACGAACGGCCUAUUGAACGAGGACUUUAGGAAACACCUAACAACCAGACCUGUAUGGACCAUGCAAGAAAUCCAAAGCAUAGCCAAGGAGUACAUCAAUGACAAAGAGGUCAGCCAGGUUGUGGCGGCCAAUAAACGGCAGCCACCCAACCCGCCACCUCGGCAUGCGCACCAAACUGAAAGAUACAAGGAAGCUCCUAGAGACAGCACCCCAAACAAACUACCCAAGCAACCACGGGUCUACCAGCAGAUUGCAGACAAAGGAAUCCUAUCCAGACCAAGACCCCUGAAGGAGAGAACGGAAGGCAACAAAAGCCUUUAUUGCGAUUACCACAAAGGGUUUGGUCACAAGACCCAGGACUGUUUUGACUUCAAAGAUGCCUUGGAACAAGCCAUCAGGGAGGGAAAACUAAACGAGUUCUCCCGGCUCAUUAGGGAGCCGAGGAGACGGGAAAGAGAGCGCUCGGAGGAAGACCGGAACCGGGCUGUCAAGCCAAGACAAGAACCUCCAGCGGACGCCAACAACCCCCCAGCCUUUGUGGUUAAUGUCGUGGUCGGACAAGAUAGCCCCCCCAAUUCCAAAUCAGCAACAAGGAAGGAUUCCCGAGUGCUCUCCAUCACAACAGAGAGCCCCACUGCCAGCAGGAAGCCCCCCACCAUAUCAUUUGGCCCAGAAGACAAAUGGUUCAAUGACCUUCCCGAGAACUCCCCCAUGGUAGUCACAGCAAUGAUCGGAACGGGACUGGUCAAACGCAUCCUCGUCGACACGGGAGCCGACUCAAAUAUCCUAUUCAGAAACGUCUUCGUCGCCAUGGGAUUCAAGGAAUCUGACCUCCAAAAUCACCAACAUGGAGUCAUGGGACUCGACGACAAUUUUAUCAAGCCCGACGGGACGAUCUCCCUCCCAAUCAGCUUAGGAACUGGCAAUGCCAGGAGAUCGGUUAUGGCAGAUUUCGUAGUCCUUAGAGACUCCACUGCCUAUAACAUCAUCCUAGGGUGGAAAACCAUCAACGAGUUCUCAGCUGUAAUAUGCACCAAGUUCCUAACAAUGAAGUUCAUGACGGACAAGGGAACAGUUGGUUCCAUAAGGGGAGACCUAGAAACGGCAGUCGCUUGCGACAACGCCAGCCUCUCCUUAAGGAAGGAGUCCAAAAAAGCAGCUGGCGUGUUCCUAGCAGACCUGGACGCCUGGAUAGAGGACAAACCAAGACUUGAACCAGAGGGAGACAUGGAGAAAUUUCAGAUAGGGAAGUCGGGAGCAAUUCACCUUCAUUAA